Messenger RNA from Pipistrellus nathusii (Nathusius's pipistrelle), 846 nucleotides. Lineage: Eukaryota; Metazoa; Chordata; Mammalia; Chiroptera; Vespertilionidae. The record is from the annotation of a GenBank genome assembly.
AUGACGAAGAAAGACAAGAAGUCCUUCCAACAGAGCCUGGCCGAGUGGAAGCUCUUCCUCUACAACCCGACCACCGGAGCGUUCCUGGGGCGCACCGCCAAGAGCUGGGGUUUGAUCUUGCUCUUCUACCUAGUCUUUUAUGGGUUCCUGGCUGCACUCUUCACAUUCACAAUGUGGGUUAUGCUUCAGACUCUGAAUGAUGAAGUUCCAAAAUAUCGAGACCAGAUUUCUAGUCCAGGACUUACGGUUUUUCCAAAACCAGUGACAGCAUUGGAAUAUUCAUUUAGUGCAUCUAAUAGAGAGUCCUAUAAAAAAUAUAUUGAAGACCUUAAGAAGUUUCUAAAGCCUUAUACUUCAGAAGCACAGAAGAAUCUCAGAAACUGCCAGGAUGGAGCCCUCUUUGAACAGAAGGGCCCAGUCUAUGAAGCAUGUCAGUUUCCUCUCUCCUUACUGGAAACAUGCAGCGGGGAGAGCGAUCCUGACUUCGGCUACUCAAAAGGACACCCUUGUAUUCUUGUGAAAAUGAACAGAAUAAUUGGAUUAAAGCCUCAAGGAAAACCAGCAAUAGAAUGCACUAGAAAUUCUAAGGGUGAAAACACAACAACUCUAGCAGUUUAUCCUUCUGAGGGAAACAUAGACUUAAAAUAUUUUCCAUAUUAUGGGAAAAAACUGCAUGCGAGUUAUCUACAGCCAUUAGUUGCUGUCCAGUUCAACUAUACUGCUAGCAGUACCCCAGAAGAAGUAACAGUCGAGUGCAAGAUUGUUGGAUCAAAAAACCUGAAAAACUAUGAUGAUCGUGACAAGUUUUUAGGACGAGUUGUUUUCAAAAUCACAAUGAGUGCAUAG